AUGGAAUCUGAUGUUGCUGAAAUUUUUUCUUCCGUUAAAAAUUGUUUGGAAAAAGAGCUUGAAUUGAAAGAAGUAAUUUAUAACAUAGUAAAAAAUCUAGAACAAGCUAGUUGUGAAGUUGUGACUGUAUUGCAAAUCGUUCAUAAAUCUGGAUCACCAGAAAAGAGUAAAUUGAAUUGUGUUCUUAUAAUAUCAUGUGUGAAGAAAAGUCAUGACAUUAUUGAUAUAAAUAUUAAACCACUGUUUAAAAAAUUAAACGAUGUUCUAGCUCCUUCUUAUAUUUGUCAUUAUUAUAAAUAUCAUGAUAUAUGGAAGUUUGUAUGUCAAAAAAUGACAUUUGCAAUUACAUUAAUUAAUUAUUUAGAAUUUGGAAUUCUAGCAUCGCACAGUGAUGUAACCAAUGCUUUGGGAAUACAAUUAAACAGAAAAGAUGGAUUUCAUUUAGAUUUAGAAGAUUAUCUUAUCGGAUUACUUCAAUUACCUUCAGAAUUGUCUCGUUUAGCUGUCAAUAGUGUUAUUUAUGGGGAUUAUACUAGGCCUCUUCAAAUUUCCCAAUUUGUCACAGAAUUAAAUGCAGGAUUUCGUUUGUUGAAUUUAAAAAAUGAUUCACUAAGAAAAAGAUUUGAUGCAUUAAAAUAUGAUGUUAAAAAGAUUGAAGAGGUAGUAUAUGAUUUAUCAAUUAGAGGAUUGAAGCCUAUCGAAGGUGAAUCUUAA
Pediculus humanus corporis (human body louse) is the source of this 714-nucleotide messenger RNA. RefSeq names its product translin, putative. The record is from RefSeq and is a predicted model, not a curated record. Bases 1 to 714 code for a protein of 237 amino acids. NCBI's taxonomy places the organism in Eukaryota, Metazoa, Arthropoda, Insecta, Psocodea, Pediculidae. Gene Ontology annotation, biological process: RNA metabolic process. The transcript has 5 exons. Gene Ontology annotation, cellular component: nucleus; cytoplasm. Gene Ontology annotation, molecular function: RNA binding; single-stranded DNA binding; sequence-specific DNA binding.